CAGUUGAAAACUCGCAGUAGAGGCUGUGUGUCCUGGAUGCUCCUCAGCACACAGCAGCAGCAGCAUCACCAUCUCGGGCGCGCUGGAGGCGAACAGCCAGUUCUCACACACACACACAGAGAGGCUAACGGUGUUCCUCUGGAUUUCUCCUCUGCCUCGCCACAGAGCCAUACAUCCUCCUCACCGAUGUUUCCGACCGACUGAAACACGGGGAUUUACUCCUUCCGGUUAUGUUUUAUUGACUGUUAAGUUAGAAAAGCACAGCCCAACCCUGUGUGCAUUAUGUUUUUGUUAGCAUUCCAUGCUAGAAGACGUUUGACUAGCGCGUAUCCGGGGCCGCUGGGUUUGCAGUUCGUGCUGUGGAUUGUAUGCGCUGUUUACGGAGAGGAGCAGCCCUUCAGUGUGGAGGCAUGGCUGCAGAGGUAUGGAUACCUUCCCCCCACAGACCCUAGAAUGUCAGUCCUGCGCUCAGCUCAGAGUAUGCAGUCUGCUAUCGCUGCCAUGCAGCGGCUCUACGGACUCAAUGUUACCGGUGCAUUCGACAAGACCACCAUAGACUGGAUGAAAAAGCCUCGCUGUGGUGUACCGGACCAGCUUGGUGGUGCCUCCAGAUUCAGUGUACGGAAACGACGCUAUGCUCUCACAGGACAGAAGUGGCAACACAAGCAUAUCACAUACAGUAUAAAGAACGUCACACCCAAGGUGGGCGCAGACGAGACUCAUGAUGCCAUCCGACGGGCAUUUGAUGUGUGGCAGAAUGUGACACCACUGCGUUUUGAGGCCGUUCCCUACAGUGAACUGGAGCGAAAUAAGAAAGACGUGGAUAUUACAAUCAUAUUUGCCUCUGGCUUCCAUGGAGAUAGCUCUCCCUUCGAUGGGGAAGGCGGCUUUCUGGCGCAUGCUUACUUCCCUGGGCCAGGCAUUGGAGGAGACACACAUUUCGACUCAGAUGAGCCCUGGACCCUGGGGAACCCUCACCAUGAUGGAAAUGACCUGUUCCUGGUGGCUGUGCAUGAGCUGGGCCAUGCAUUAGGUUUGGAGCACUCCAAUGACCCCACAGCCAUCAUGGCCCCCUUCUAUCAGUACAUGGACACAGAGAACUUCAAGCUGCCUCAUGAUGACCUCCAGGGCAUCCAGAAGAUUUAUGGGCCCCCAGACAAGAUUCCUCAGCCUACGAAACCUUUACCAACAGCCCCCCUUCCACGAUCUCACCCCCCCACAGACCCGCGAAAACAUGACCGUCAGACACGACCACCACGUUUACCCACAGGAGACAAACCAGCUCAUCCCAACGCCAAGCCUAACAUCUGUGACGGUGACUUCAACACGCUUGCCAUCUUGCGUCGAGAGAUGUUUGUGUUUAAGGAUCACUGGUUUUGGAGGGUCAGAGACAACACAGUAAUGCCAGGCUAUCCCAUGCUCAUCAACGUGUUCUGGAGGGGUCUACCGGCCAAGAUAGACGCCGUCUAUGAGAACUCCGAGGGCAAGUUUGUCUUUUUUAAAGGAAAGCAGUUCUGGGUAUUCAAAGACACCAUACUCCAGCCUGGCUACCCAAAGGAUAUCUCCAUGUUUGGGAAUGGCAUGCCAGCACAGAGUAUUGAGACUGCCGUCUGGUGGGAGGAUGUAGCCAAAACCUACUUCUUCAAAGGAGACAGAUAUUGGAGAUACAAUGAGGAUAUGCGGACCAUGGAUCCUGGAUACCCAAAGUCCAUUGCAGUGUGGAAAGGUGUUCCAGAUUCUCCUCAGGGUGCCUUCGUAGACAAAGCGAAUGGUUUCACAUACUUCUACAAAGAUAAAGAGUACUGGAAGUUCAACAAUCAGAGGCUGCGGGUGGAGCCUGGCUAUCCUCGCUCCAUCCUCAAGGACUUCAUGGGCUGUGAUCUGAUACCCAUUGACCCUGAACACAUCCCCACUGAAGACGUGGACAUCGUCAUUAAGCUCGACAACGAGGCCAGCACAGUGAAAGCCAUCGCCAUAGUCAUCCCCUGCAUCCUGGCACUGUGCCUGCUGGUGCUGCUCUACACCAUCUUUCAGUUCAAGAGAAAGGGUACACCACGUCACAUACUGUACUGCAAGCGCUCCAUGCAGGAGUGGGUGUGAGACAGAGCCCUGCCCAGGCCAGCCCCUUUACUCCCAUUCUCCCCUGGCAAAUGCCACGGUGGUAUAGCCCACCUUAAACCUGCGUACGGCCCUGAUCUCCCUCUGUCUCUCUCCAUUUCUCUGAGGAGCAGAGAGGGCCUUUGCCUAAAUCUACCCCCUCCAGGAGAGGAAGGGUGCAUCAUCCUUACUCCCAUUCCCUUUCCCUUCAGCUCAGCGCACCCGCUUUAAGACUAGGGAGGGUUUCAGAUCAGACUCCCAUGGUGCAUUGCGAUAUCCUGCAUCAAAUCAGGUCUUAACUGUUUUAAGUGGGGGGAAAAGCUGAUUGCUAUAGCCCUAGGUUUUACUCCCAACUGCACGCUUGAUAGAGAGAAAAAAAGAAUAGAGAAAAUUGCUGAUCAUAAAAGUUACUUGAAUUCAACAAAUUAAUUUCUUUUCAUUUGAUUUUUUUAGCCUUUUGUUUGGCUUUGACCCAUACAUUUUAUUUUUAACCAUAUAUUUACAAUUCCCUUUAAGCACUCCUGAAAAAAGAGAAUCCAAACCAAAUAAAGAUUUCUCUCCAAAAAGGAUUAUUAUUUUUUUUAAAUUAUUAUUAUUAUUAUUAUUAUUAUUUUGUUACUGCAUUCUUUUCUUUUUCUCUCCCUGCUCCUAAACUUACAGUGAUAAGAAGUGGGUAACUCAUGACUGUUCUGGCAGUCUGUCUCAAAAAAACAGGGGCCAAAAUAUUCUGCAAUAUUUUUAACAGCCUUAAUUGUAGAUUUUUUUUUUUUCCUUUUUUUGAGCUUUGCUUUGUCAGCAAGCCAGUGGGUGGUGUCUGUUGCGUUGCUACCUUUGUCCUCUUUUUGUUAACCAAGUUUGCCACUGCUCGGUUCCGUCAAGUCACUGGAACAGGAGCAAGCAGUAGUGUGCACGUAAAGUGAAAUAUGUCAGUGGGAGCAGAGGGAAAGUUUCUCAUCACUCCAUCAGCUAAUAUGUUACUGCUACUAUCUGAUGUGCUCUAUCAGUAUAUCAAUCAGAUAGUGCUUCGGGGAGAAUAGCUUGUUUGUUCCUGUUUACCUGCCCUGCAACAGAGCCAGGAGUGCUGGUGCUCCUCUCUGGAAGGAACUUGCAGUCAGCAGAGAGUGUGUCAACUCUUCUGGACUGCCUUGUUUUGGUGGGUGGUGUUGAUAUCCCAAAGCCUUGGCACACACUGCACAUGGACAAGAGCAUCUCAGGACACUGCUUGUGCAUACGAGCAUUCAUAUCUGCAUUUGGGUCCUCUGCCUGACUACAGAGUAUGAAAGAAAAGAAAUAAAUCAUAUGGUCAUGGUAGGUUAAAAAAAUCUGGAUGGAGCCAGAACUGUUAAUACGCCUCGCGGCAUGCAACUUGAACUCAGCCUAUUGCAUUGGAAGGACUUGUUCUGAAACUCUUAAAUAUACAGUACCUUGCUUGCAAUUGUCUUUUUAUUUGUUUUCUUAUAUUCUUGGUACAAUAAAGAACAAAAAAAAUGAAUGAUCUCAACCUCAAGGUACAAGUGGUACUCAGAAGAGCUGAGCAGUCAUCAGGAAUUCUUAUUUUUGGCUGAUACUGGUCAUAAGAGAUAUCUUGAUUUGUUACUAAUUCAUUCUAACUUACAGAAACUAACAAACAUGUUGCUCUUUGGCAAGCAUUGUUUGAAUAUGGGUCUGUAUCAUGCUGAUGUUUUCUUUUAUAUUUGUUUAAGAACGAAUGAGACAACUAUGUGUAAGAUUCCUAAUGGGACGAGGGAUCAGUCCUGACAGAAAAAUAAAUUGAUUAGUAUAACAUAAAUGGCUUUAUGCUUUUUGCUCAUUUUUGCUCAUAUGUAUGCACUUUUUUUAAAUGUCUAAAUCAAAAUGCAAAGCAUCUUUCUUUAACUGCCUUGCUAUGACCCCCCCCCCCCCCACACACACACACACACACACACAAACUCAAGUCUUACCCUACUGCCUAUUCUUUUGACUCAUUCUUUCAUUUUUCAGGUCCUUCUCUUACUGUUGUUGUCUCUGUGUGCAUGUGUGUAUGCAUGAAUGCAGCUCCAUAUUUCCUAAAUAUUUAGAGAAAAUUGCCAUAUUCAUUAGAACUAUACCAAGGCCCAGCUAUUACUGCCUUGAUGGUACUGCAAUGCAGUCUCAUGCUGAUUCUUAAGAUUUGAUAAAAAUAUAAACAUGAAUAGUCCAGCUGCUUUGGACAGAGAGCUCAUUUAGUUUACUUAACCCAACAAAUUUAGGUCCAAUAUGGUACUACAGUUGAAAGUGUGGCUACAGAGGCUGUACAGAAAAUAACUGUAAAUGGGUAUCUGUACCCCUAACCUAGGACGCACUCCUGGGCCUUCGACAUAUUACUGUUUUCACCUCAUGCCAAACCAGUGCUAUUUAUAAGCUUUUUGAUAUGGGAUAGACCUGUGCCUGGUUGGUAAGAGAACCUAAUUGGUGCUAAUUUGACCUACACUGGCAACGUAAUCUUGUGGUGCUAUUCUCUCUCUCUCUCUCUCUCUCUCUCUCAUUUUUUUUCCUCUAAAUUCACUAUGGAUGUACACUUGAGUGACUGUGACCUAAGCUGGUUCGAUUCCCUGGACCAGCAGGAAUGGCUGAAGUGCCCUUGAGCAAGGCACCUAACCCCUAACUGCUCCCCAGGCUGCUCUGGGUAUGUUGUACGUCACUCUGAAUAAGAGCGUCUGCUAAAUGCCAUUAAUGUAAUGCAAUUAAUGUAAUGUAAUGAGUAAUCCACUUUAUUUUAACAGUAAUCCAUAUUUGUGCAUUGGUGUAUUUUCUGAUGAAUCACAGUUACCAGAUUUAAUAUUGGAAUCCUUAAGGGAACAUUCAUUUUUAACCAGCCUUAUUAUCAGUUUGCACACUAAUUCAUACUAGCUUUACAUAUACAUGUUGUUCUGUAGCAGCGUGCCGGUGUUGAUGUUCUCAGUUCAUGUUCAUUGUCAUGAGUUUAUCUAUACCUGUAUUAAAAUGCAUUCAUACUCGUUACAUACCAGAUAGAUUUAAAGAUUAGGAGAACAAAACUUUUUCUCUUUUCUUUUUAUAUAUUUUGUUUUCAUUCUGGCAUCACCCUGGCAUGUUUUUGUGCUGUAUCAUUUCAUCAUUCAUUUCACUCAUCAAUAAACACAA
Neoarius graeffei (lesser salmon catfish) is the source of this 5217-nucleotide messenger RNA. RefSeq names its product matrix metalloproteinase-16-like. Gene Ontology annotation, cellular component: extracellular matrix. The record is from RefSeq and is a predicted model, not a curated record. The transcript is spliced from 10 exons. Gene Ontology annotation, biological process: skeletal system development; extracellular matrix organization; collagen catabolic process. The coding region runs from base 283 to 2100 and encodes 605 amino acids. Gene Ontology annotation, molecular function: metalloendopeptidase activity; zinc ion binding. NCBI's taxonomy places the organism in Eukaryota, Metazoa, Chordata, Actinopteri, Siluriformes, Ariidae.